Molecule: messenger RNA, 3043 nt
Organism: Cephus cinctus (wheat stem sawfly)
Lineage: Eukaryota; Metazoa; Arthropoda; Insecta; Hymenoptera; Cephidae
Gene: emp
Product: scavenger receptor class B member 1
Exons: 6
Coding region: 723-2279 (518 amino acids)
Cellular component (GO): lysosome; membrane; cytoplasm
Molecular function (GO): scavenger receptor activity
Source: RefSeq, a predicted model, not a curated record
AUGGGUCUACCGUCUCACGAGCAUAACCAACUGACUAGUGCUGCGGCCGCGUUCGUACCGAUCGUUUGCUUGUAGUCUCACUCCCCGUGUCUGUGUAUUUUCGUAUCCUCUCUAUUUUCGAUCCCUCGUAAAUACAUAAAGAAUACGAGUCCCGUUCUUAACAAUAAGAAAAGAAAAAGUUAUCGAACCAAGAGAAAGGACAAAGAUCAGUCGUACACCCCAUAUUUUUAAAGGAGUGAACAUUUUGAAAAUCAAAAAAGUUUCGAAUUAAUUAUAGUACAUUGCGUCAUAGUACAAUUUAUACUCGUGAUAAAAAAAUCGUCAAUCCUAUCGUUUUCAAUCCGAGAAUCCAUAUACCAAGAAUUUGGAACGAUUCUAUCCCGGUGCACUGCUUAGAAAUUCUUCUUGACCUCAACUCGUGAAGCCUCUGACGAUUCUUCUUUUUUUUCCGAAAAUUUUUUUUCUUCCGCUGAGAGUUCACGCGUCGACUCCUUAAACGAUCCUUCAUUCGGUUCAUACGUUCCCUCGUCAUCGUCGUAGCGACAUACUUGGACUCGACUUUCUCCUCCAGUGCCGGUCGGAGUGGACGUCCUCCGCGCGAAACGAUUCCUCCACGGAAUAACAAGUUGGUAAACGGCACUGCAUGGGACACUGGAUCCAAGAAAUUAACGAAAAGGAAUCACAGGAAGUGCUGUUUGUAAAGUGAGCGGAAGUGCAAAAGGAUGAGGGUUCAACGUGGAAUCUGCGCGAAACUGCAGGGUGGAUUUUUGCGGCGCUGGUGGGCAGCCGUGGCCGUUGGCGUACUUCUAAUAAUAAUAGCUGCUGUACUGGCAGUACUGUUUCCGAAAAUCGUCAACGUCCUGAUUAACAAGGAGGUUGCACUGCGCGAAGGAGGCCGUGCCUUUGGUUGGUGGAAGCAACCACCGGUGUCGCCACAUAUGCAUGUUUAUAUAUACAAUGUAACCAAUGCCGACGAGUUUUUGAACAACGGGAAGAAACCGGCCCUUCAGGAAUUGGGUCCUUAUGUCUAUAUCGAACGAUGGGAAAAGAUUAACGUCACUUUUCACGGGAAUGACACAGUCAGCUAUCAACAAAGAAAGGAAUUCGUAUUCUCACCGGAAUUGUCAGCGGGCUCCGAAGAGGACCUCGUUGUCGUACCAAAUGUCCCGAUGUUGUCGGCGACAAGUCAAUCGAAACACGCAGCGCGCUUUCUUCGACUGGCAAUGUCCUCCAUAAUGGAUAUCCUGAAGAUCAAACCGUUUGUUGAAGUAUCCGUAGGACAAUUGUUGUGGGGUUAUGAAGAUCCUCUUUUGAAACUCGCUAAGGACGUGGUGCCUAAAGAGCAGAAGCUUCCUUACGAUCAGUUUGGUCUGAUGUACGGUAAAAAUGGCACUGGUGCUGAUCACUACACUGUUUUCACGGGUCAGAAUGACAUAACAAAAUAUGGCAUGCUGGAUAAAUGGAAUGGCAAAAAGGGUCUAGGACAUUGGACUACUCCGCAUUGUGAUAGCGUGAUGGGAAGCGACGGAAGUAUCUUUCCACCUCAUAUCACAAAGCACACUGUACUUAAAGUAUUUGACAAGGAUCUCUGCAGAGCCCUUCCUCUGGUUUAUAAGCAAGAAGUCAUGACUGCCGGAGGAGUUCCUGGCUUUAGAUUUGUCCCUCCUGCUGAUGUCUUUGCGUCAUCCGAAAGGGUUCACUCUCAACAAUGUUAUUGCCCUGCUGGACCACCCUGUGCACCGGAAGGUACAUUCAAUGCCAGCUUGUGCCAAUACGAUUCGCCUAUCUUGUUGAGCUUCCCGCAUUUCUAUUUGGCGGACCCCGCGUUACGUGAAGCUGUAACCGGCAUGUCACCGCCUAAUUCUGAGGAGCACCAGCUCUUUAUCGACGUACAACCUACGAUGGGUACGGCCCUGAGGGCCCGUGCACGUAUUCAGAUAAAUCUUGCUGUUAGCCACGUUCGUGAUAUCAAACAAGUCGAAUCUUUUCCUGAUAUUAUUUUCCCCAUUAUGUGGUUUGAGGAUGGUAUUGAUGAACUUCCGAACGAGAUGACGUCUCUUUUGAAGAUGGCGGUGGACGUACCUCCAGUAGCACAUGCAGCAGUAUCUGCUACAUUGGCAGCCCUGGGUAUCAUAGUUCUCGCUGGUGCACUAAUGUGUUUAGCGCGAGCAGCACGACGCCAAGAGAAAUUGCAUCUAAGUAAUCCAUUGCCGGCUAACGCGAGCACCGGUAAAAACGGCAUGAGUCCAGCCUUCCAAACUUCGACGGGAACAAAAUAAUUCGCCGCCAUCGAAUCCUUCGUUUCUAAUUUACGAAACGGGUAUCGACUACUCGAUCAGCUGUCUCUCGCUCUUAUCUUGUAUCCUGUACAUCAUUCACGUGUUCCACGUGAACUUUAACCGAUCGAGACGAUAUCACUGAUCGUUCGAUUUCCAUCGUAUUGUCGUCAUGAUUAGUCGUGGUGCGUCAGCCAUGUGCACCAAUUUAUUUUGCGCGAUAUAUUUAUUCCUCGUCUUUGACUAGUUUUCUUUUUUUGUUUUAAUUGAAGAAAUCGUCAGGAACGGCGAUAUUAGCGACGGUCAAAGGACGCGGAUAGUUGUUAAGUUAAAGCUUUGAAUGAAAGUUACGGAUAAUUUGUUAUCGUUGAAGUCACUAUGUAUUACCGGAUAUACUCAAUGGCGAGCGAUAAUGAAAUGAUUCUAAGACGAACGUUGAAGACAAAAAUCGGCAAUGAGCUCUGCUUCGCAUUUUAUGUAGAUACGAUUUUGUAGAUCAACGUGGACUAGCACAGUUUGUACGCGGUGCGUGCGAUUUCAUGGAGAAACGACUCUGCCUGUCGAAUCGGCGCAUUUCUGACGAUCUUAUGAAGACGCCAUAAUACGUAAUUGUAUCUUCAAUCGGGACUUGAGCGUUUGUAGGAAGGAAAGCUCCUAUUAUGUUUUACAUACAUUGGAUAUUAGGUUGUUAGAAAUAUUGAGAUCUCUAAUUAAGAACGUGGACUGGAAAUAUUAUUAGAAGCUGGUGAAAUCUUUAUGUUAAGAAA